Molecule: messenger RNA, 2367 nt
Organism: Ogataea angusta
Lineage: Eukaryota; Fungi; Ascomycota; Pichiomycetes; Pichiales; Pichiaceae
Exons: 1
Coding region: 1-2367 (788 amino acids)
Biological process (GO): vacuolar acidification; proton transmembrane transport
Cellular component (GO): vacuolar proton-transporting V-type ATPase, V0 domain; fungal-type vacuole membrane; vacuolar proton-transporting V-type ATPase complex
Molecular function (GO): proton-transporting ATPase activity, rotational mechanism; ATPase binding
Source: RefSeq, a predicted model, not a curated record
AUGUCCCUGGUUCAGCUGUAUAUCCCUGCCGAGAUCGGCAGGACAGCUAUUUAUUCUCUGGGCAAGCUCGGCCUUGUUGAGUUCCGCGAUCUCAACAGAAAGGUGAACGCGUUCCAGCGCUCGUUUGUCAACGAAAUCAGGCGUCUGGACAACGUGGAAAGACAGUAUCGCUACUUCCAGUCGGAAAUGGAUAACAGGGGAAUAAAGCUUAUUGAGUACGAUUCGACUCCCGAGACGCUCACCACGAGCCAGCUGGACGAGAUUGUGGAAGACGGGCAGCUUCUGGAAGACCGCAUCAGCCAGCUGAGCAACGCCUCUGAAGACCUUCUCAAACAACAGGUGGACCUGAAACAGUACCAGCAAGUGUUGGCAGCCACCGACAGGUAUUUCCAGCAUGUCGAGACCGCCGACCUGAUCGAUCUGGGCGAGCCUGAGUUUUUGGAGAACGGGGGAGUUCGCGACGCCAACUUCAUCACAGGGGUGAUUCCCAGAGCCAAGGUCGAAGUCCUGGAGAGAAUACUGUGGCGUGUUCUCCGUGGCAAUCUUUUCAUCACUUCGGCCGAAAUAGGCCAAAGACUGUACGACAUCAAAACGAAAAGCUACGUCGACAAAAACAGUUUCAUUAUUUUUGCGCACGGUGAGCUCAUUCUGUCUCGCGUGCGCAAGAUCUGCGAGUCUCUGGAUGCAGACCUGUAUUUUGUGGACCAGGAGGCCAAAAGAAGAGCCCAGCAAAUGCGCGAGGUCAACGAGAAGCUUGCGGACGUGACGAACGUGCUGGAGUCGACAGAACUCACGCUCGAGACCGAACUGAGCGCUGUUGCUUCCGAGCUCGAUCUCUGGUGGAAAGCCGUGAAGCUGGAGAAAUCCGUGUACUCCGUGAUGAACCUGUGCCACUACGACCAGGCCAGACGGUGUCUUAUCGGAGAAGGAUGGGUGCCUAGCGACGAUUUCGACAAAGUGAAGAGCGUGCUGGAGGAAAUCACCACCAAGUACUCUGACAGUCCCGAGGAGUCGUUCCCUAUUGUCGUCAACACCGUUGAGACAACAAGGACGCCGCCAACCUACCAUAAAGUCAACAAGUUCACUGCAGCGUACCAGGCGAUGUGCGAUGCGUACGGUGUUGCUACAUAUAGAGAGGUGAACCCUGGUCUGCCGACCGUGGCGACGUUCCCGUUCAUGUUUGCUAUCAUGUUUGGUGACCUGGGACACGGGUUCAUCAUGUUUCUGGCUGCUCUGACGCUCGUUCUCAACGAGAGAAAAAUCGCCAAGAUGAAGAGAGACGAGAUCUUCGACAUGGCGUAUUCCGGAAGAUACAUUCUGCUCAUGAUGGGCUUUUUCUCGAUGUACACCGGAUUCCUGUACAACGAUGUGUUUUCGCUCUCGACAACGUUCUUCAAAUCCGGCUGGAAGUGGCCAGAGUCCUGGAAAGAAGGAGAAACCAUAGUCGGAACACAGACGGGCGUGUAUCCAUUCGGUCUUGACCCAGCAUGGCAUGGAACAGAGAACAACCUGCUCUUCACCAACUCGUACAAGAUGAAACUGUCCAUUCUCAUGGGAUUCAUCCACAUGACCUACUCCUACGCAUUCUCCCUCGUGAACUAUGUCUACUUCAAGUCCAAAAUAGACAUCAUCGGCAACUUCGUUCCUGGGCUCUUGUUCAUGCAGGGAAUCUUUGGCUAUCUGUCGCUGUGCAUUGUCUACAAGUGGUGUGUCGACUGGAUUAAGAUCAACAAGCCGGCUCCAAGCUUGCUGAACAUGCUGAUCAACAUGUUCUUGGCCCCAGGAAAAAUCGACGACGAGCUGUACCCUGGCCAGUCGACUGUCCAGGUCGCUCUUUUGCUGAUUGCGCUAGUUUCCGUGCCAUGUCUGCUGCUCAUCAAGCCGUUGCACUUCAAAUUCUCAAGCUCGCACCACUACGAGAGCCUGCCUUCGGAGUCGUCAAGCAACAACCUCCUGACCAACCUGAAUCUUGACGACGAGGAAGAGCACGAGGAACACACAUUUGGCGACGUGAUGAUCCACCAGGUGAUUCACACCAUCGAGUUCUGCCUCAAUUGCGUCUCCCACACGGCGUCGUACCUCCGUCUGUGGGCCCUUUCGCUUGCACACGCACAGCUGUCGUCCGUGCUAUGGUCCAUGACGAUCGCCAACAGCUUUUCAGCUACAGGACUGUUGGGAUCGGUGUUUGUGUUCCUCAUGUUUGGCAUGUGGUUUGUGCUCACGGUGGCCAUUCUGGUGGUCAUGGAAGGCACGUCUGCCAUGCUGCACGCGCUCAGACUGCACUGGGUCGAGUCGAUGUCCAAGUAUUUCGAGGGCGAGGGAAUUGCAUACCAACCUUUCUCGUUCAAGGUGGUGCUGGAUAUCUAG